This is a messenger RNA of Xenopus laevis (African clawed frog), 7916 nucleotides long. RefSeq names its product ABL proto-oncogene 2, non-receptor tyrosine kinase L homeolog (gene abl2.L). Bases 485 to 3724 code for a protein of 1079 amino acids. The transcript is spliced from 12 exons. Gene Ontology annotation, molecular function: magnesium ion binding; protein tyrosine kinase activity; nucleotide binding. Gene Ontology annotation, cellular component: cytoplasm; cytoskeleton; actin cytoskeleton. Gene Ontology annotation, biological process: regulation of cell motility; signal transduction; regulation of cell adhesion. Lineage: Eukaryota; Metazoa; Chordata; Amphibia; Anura; Pipidae. The record is from RefSeq and is a predicted model, not a curated record.
GCACAGAAGCGGAAGAAGCAGCGGGACUAAGCCAAGCAGCCACGUGGGAAGUAUAGCAGGAACCGGCGGCCGAAGGAGAGAAGCGACCGGCAGAAACAACCCAGAGGCUGGAUUUAACAUUUUUACACAGCACGGGAGCACACAGUCUUCUGGCAUAUUUCCCUUGGCAAAUUCUCUCCAAUAUGUGUCGCUAUGAAGACAUUAGUGUGUUUGUGGUAAAGAGCAGGUAAAUCAUGGAAUUCCACCCCAGAGCAGAUGUCUCCUCUCCUCCCAUACAGCACAGCAUCAUGAAACAGCAGCUGGUGUUAUUACUCACAAGCCAUUGCAUGUAAUUGGACUCUAAGCCUUUGCAUUGGUCUCCUCCCGUCCCCACCCAGCCCUUCAAAUUCUUUUGCUAUGCCAGCCUCCUCAUUUCUGCAACAGUCCUCACACACACAUCCGCAUUUAUGCCACAUUGUUAGCUGCCUUUUCUAUAAACUUGGUCAUGAUCCUUGGCCCUGUCCUGGCCUCUUGUAGAACAUUAGAUGGCAAGGGGCACAUGAAAGGCAUAUCGUUUUGGGACCGGCCCAUCCUGCAAAAUGUUGUGUUCUGCUCAGAUACAGAAGCAUUACAUCGUCCUUAUGGCAGUGACUCUGAACCACAGGCUCUUACUGAUGCUAUCCGCUGGAGUUCCAAGGAGAAUCUUCUGGGAGCCACAGAAAGUGAUCCUAACCUUUUCCUUGCCCUUUAUGACUUUGUCGCCAGUGGAGACAAUACACUGAGCAUCACCAAAGGAGAAAAGCUCCGUGUCCUGUGUUACAACCAGAAUGGGGAAUGGUGUGAGGUGUUGUCUAAGAAUGGGCAGGGUUGGGUGCCCAGCAAUUACAUAACUCCUGUCAACAGCUUGGAAAAACACUCCUGGUAUCAUGGACCUGUGUCUCGGAGCGCAGCAGAGUACCUGCUCAGCAGUCUUAUCAAUGGUAGUUUCCUGGUGCGUGAAAGUGAGAGUAGUCCUGGUCAGCUCUCUAUAUCACUACGCUACGAGGGCCGUGUUUAUCACUACCGCAUCAAUACAGCUUCUGAUGGGAAGGUCUAUGUUACAGCAGAGAGUCGAUUUAACACAUUAGCUGAACUGGUUCACCAUCAUUCUACUGUGGCUGAUGGCCUUGUUACAAUUUUGCACUACCCGGCACCAAAAUGCAACAAACCUACAGUUUAUGGAGUGUCCCCUAUCCAUGAUAAAUGGGAAAUGGAGCGUACUGAUAUCACCAUGAAGCACAAGUUAGGUGGAGGCCAGUAUGGCGAAGUGUAUGUUGGUGUUUGGAAAAAAUACAACCUUACAGUAGCUGUCAAAACCCUUAAGGAAGACACUAUGGAAGUGGAGGAGUUUCUGAAGGAGGCAGCAGUAAUGAAGGAAAUCAAACACCCUAACCUAGUUCAACUUCUGGGUGUUUGCACACUGGAGCCCCCAUUUUACAUAGUAACUGAAUAUAUGCACUAUGGGAACCUUCUGGACUAUUUGCGUGAAUGUAACAGGGAAGAGGUGACUGCUGUUGUGCUGCUUUAUAUGGCUACUCAGAUCUCCUCUGCCAUGGAAUAUCUGGAAAGAAAGAAUUUUAUUCAUCGUGAUUUGGCUGCACGAAAUUGCCUUGUGGGGGAAAAUCAUGUGGUAAAAGUGGCUGACUUUGGACUGAGCCGCCUUAUGACUGGUGAUACGUAUACAGCACAUGCUGGUGCUAAAUUCCCAAUUAAAUGGACUGCUCCAGAAAGUCUGGCAUAUAAUACUUUCUCCAUAAAAUCAGAUGUCUGGGCAUUUGGGGUACUUCUAUGGGAAAUUGCAACCUAUGGAAUGUCUCCCUACCCUGGUAUAGACCUUUCACAAGUGUAUGACUUGUUGGAGAAGGGAUAUCGCAUGGAACAACCAGAAGGGUGUCCUCCCAAAGUGUAUGAGCUCAUGAGAGCAUGCUGGCAGUGGAAUCCAUCAGACAGGCCAUCUUUUUCAGAGACUCAUCAAGCUUUUGAGACCAUGUUUCAUGAUUCAAAUAUUAAUGAGGAGGUAGCAGAAGAGCUAGGACGCACAGCAGUUACUUCAUCAGUGCCAUAUCAAAACCGCCUCCCUAUCCUGCCAUCAAAAUCCCGCACCUUAAAGAAGAAAGUCGAGAACAAAGAGAACAUUGAAGGCACAGGGGAUUCCUCAGACAACUCGACUUCCAGUUCUACACCAGGAUUGCUUCAUGGUUCUCCUGUAGCCAGUGGCUCUCCUGCACUUCCACGCAAGCAAAGGGAUAAAUCCCCUAGCAGCCUUUUGGGUGACACCAAGGAAACAACCUUCACCCGUGACCGUAAAGGGGGAUUUUUCAGUUCUUUUAUGAAGAAGAAAAGUGCCCCACAGCCUCCAAAACGCAGCAGUUCGUUUCGUGAAAUGGAAAACCAGCCUCAUAAAAGGCCAGAGUUGACAGGAGAGCUCCCUUCAUUUCCACACCUUGAUGGUUUAGACUCCCCUGCAUCCCCUGGUUCCCAUAAGUGCUAUGGGAGUGCAUCACAACGUAGUUUUCCAGCAGAAGAUGCCGUAGGAGGACUAGGUGGAGGCUGGACUGGAAUAUCGGGUUUUUUCACUCCACGUCUUAUCAAAAAAACAUUUGGACUGCGAUCAGGAAAGUCUGGAAGCAGCGAGGAGCAACCCAAGCCUUUCCCACGGUCCAAUUCAACCUCUUCUAUGUCUCCUGUGGUUCCUGAACAAGACAGGCUAUCUAUGACUCUACCCAGAAAUUGUCACCGGACUAAGGUCCAAUUGGACCGCACUGCCUCUGUUUCAUCACAGCCUGAAGAGAGCCAGCAUAACCUUCCAAGGAGUGGGCUGGAUAUUGUGCCCCCUCAGCCAGUCAGGGACAGGAUAAAGACCAAGAUGCUUCCACGGACUGGUGUCGGUGAGAGAAAUGGUGGUCUGCGAACUGUUGCUGAUGGGAAGUCAUCACCCAACAAACACACAGGAGGUGCAACUUCAGCCUUUUCUACAGCAGCCCACAAUCACAAGGUGCCCGUUCUCAUUUCACCUUCAACAAGGAAUGCAUCUAAUGAGGUACAACUGGUUGGAAUGGACUCCCUAGGUCACACCUUCAAAUUGCUUCAGGAACAUGUCCCACCAACUGGCUCGGAGAGGGAUAGGCCGUCUCAGCGCCGGCUUAAGCCAAAGUGUGCCCCACCUCCUCCCCCAAAUCUGCGCCUUCUUCAGCCCCCACAAGCUGAGGACACAGCCGCUGCUGCACCUACACUACCUUGCCCAGAAAGGACUACCAAGCCUUCUAGGCCUAUGUUGCCCCCUCCACCUUCUGUUAACCAGACCGGAAAACUCUCAAAUGGAGCAGCUGGGGUUGGUAGGAGUGUGCUGAGGAAGCCAAAGCAGCCAGCUGAGAGAGUUUCUGCUGAGAAAAUAAGCAAAGAGGCUCUUCUUCAGUGUGCAGGGUUGCUAUCCAAUGCCCUUGCCUUACCCCAACCCAACAGUCAACUUGUAGAUACAGGCCAUCAACUUCUGGACUACUGUACUGGAUAUGUGGAUUCUAUUUCUCAAACAAGAAACAAAUUUGCCUUCCGUGAGGCUGUCAGUCGACUGGAGGUGAGCUUACAGGAACUGCAGGUGUCUUCAGCUGGUGGUGGGGGUGCCUCCACAGCUCCCCCUAGUGCAAACCCUGUACUUAAUCACUUACUAUCAUGUGUACAGGAAAUCAGUGAUGUUGUGCAGAGGUAGCUACUGAUAUUUAUGCUGUAAAAUAUGGGAGGUGUUUCUAACUCCUACCUACAGCAUUAGAAUAUAGCAUCCUCCCACUAUGAAAUACACUGCUGUGAGUAGGCAGUGAGUAAUAACCUGAGCGCUGGACUGGCCUGUAAAGGGGCUUUGGCUUCCCCAGCACUAUGGUUUAAACACGUCCGUUCUGCUGGAAAAUAUAGGCAGGCAAUGUGUUCUAGCAGUAAAUUUUGUAAGACAAAUCGAUAUCCAGUAAAUAUUUUUUUGUUUCCUCUCCAUAUCUUCCUAUCCCAUCUCAGGUUUUUUUGGUUUUAGACAUAUAUGUAUGUUAUAUAUUUUAAAAUGGAGAUUUCUUUCCUCCCUACUGUUUGGGUCCAAAUAGGAUAUUGGCUAAGUUGGAAUGUUCUUUAUUUGAUAAACAUUUCUCUGUCUAGAUAGUGCAAGGAAUGAGUGGUGGUUUGGUCUGGUGUCAUUUUAAAGUAAGAAAGAUUUGAGGCAAGAAGAGGGUAUCACUGUAUGGGAAGGAAACGCGCGGUUUAUCUUUAUACCUCAUUUUGCCUCUUUGCUGCUAAAAGGACCUGGUGGCCAUUUCUUUUGCACCAUACUAUUGGAUCUCUAGAGUAACAGGCCUCUUUUGCAGUGAAAGGUGUCAACUACAAUUCACAAUACCAAUUGUUUUUUUAGGCACAGAUCUUACAUGAAAAAAGAAUAUAUAUAUUUGUUUUCUUUAGUGCUUAUGCUGAUGGUGUUUUUCCCUUUACUAGUUCCACCCUUUACAUCCCAGCAUCACUGUAGUCAAGUAGUGUUGUGCCUGUUUAAUUUUUUAACAACAUUCCUGAACAAUUUUACAUAUUGGCACAGGUCAGGGUUGAAAUCCAUGCAGUUUAAAAGACAUAUACUCAGAAAGCAAUUUCCUGUUGUGUUUUCAGUAGCCAUGCUAUAGGAGGCCAUGAGCAGCAGCUCAUUGAACAGAACAGUCUUAUAAACCAGAUGAUGGAGAAUUUGCUCUCCUAAGAAACAACUCAAAUGCUUACAAAUUGUCAGUUUGUGAAUAUCUUUUUAUAUAAAAUCUGUUCGGAAGUGUUACCUGAUAAUGUUUAGGAAUAACUUGUAUUUAUUUCAUUGCCAUUCGUUUUUUAAUCAGCUAAAAAUGAAAGCCAAGCACUAUGCUUGCGUGUAUAUUUUUUAGGAAUUUAGCCAUUUAGUACAGCUCCAGUUUUUUCCAUUGCCUGAAGGUAGACAACUGAAAGCAACUGAGGUGGAAGCUUGUGCACCACGAUUUAUCAUUUUGCUUUUGCUGUAAUAUUGUGUUUUAAAUAGAAACUGCUGAGACAAAAAAACUUUUUCAUUUAGUUCUAUUCCUAUUUUAAAAAGUUAAAAAGAUUUUUAUUGUAAAACUACAGAAUGACGUUUCAGCCUGGUCCCAGGCCUUACUCAAAGUGCUGGGACCAGGCCGAAUGUCAGUCUGUAGUUUUGCAAUAAAAAUCUUUUCAACUUUUUAAAAAAAAGUCCUGAGUGCGCGGACCUUAUUGGAUUUGGAGUGAAUAAAUGCGAUAGACACUGCAUGUUUCUGGUCAUUGCAAGGUUCCAAUCUCUGCUCAUCCCUGUGGCACAAUAAUAGGUUUCCUGGUUCACUCCAAAGUGAGAUUCUUAGGAUGAGAGUAGGAUAUUUAUGCUCUUUUAAUCCAUGUAUGUAAAGUAUCCUAAUUUGUAAUUGUUAUGCUAGUCAGAUAUGAUGGUACAGUAUUAAAUUAACUGAUGUUUUUUUUUUUCCCAAUGGCCCAAAGUACUUGCACCUGGACUAUACUGGAACUGGAGUUUUAAGCUGAAUAACUGGCAGCACUUAUACAUGCAAACACAUUUCACUGCACCCCAAAAAGAACAAUGUGUGUUUGCUCUAAUGCUAAAUCAAGGGACCUAUCUAUGUAAUCUUAUAGGCAGAGUCCUCCAGCACAUUUAACUUCUUGUACUUCAUUUAGUGGACAGAAAUCUUACAUGGAUAAGCUAAAGCUGCCAGCCUGUAGUUAGUAACAAUCAGUCCGUACAAUACUACCAAAAUGUUCUAAUAUGUUCCUAUCCUUAGGGCAUGGUGCUUCAUAUUACAAAAUGACUCCACUCUCUGGAAGACCGCGGGUAUAGCUCCCAUACCUGUAUUGCAAUACAUAUUCUUCCAAGAAUGCAUCAAGCACACUUUACUAAAAUGUUCUUUCCUUCUAUCAUCCUAUAAAAAUGCCUCCAACAACUGAGCAGCAUCUGCAUGACAUACAUUCAUUAUUCCUCUCACUAAAUCCAUGGCUUGCUUUCUGCUGAAUACGUACGUGACAGUGUAAGUCUACCUGCAGCUAUUAGUUGUCUGUGCAAGUUCAAGCCAAUAGGUUUGGCAGGGCUUUUUUUCUUUGUAACUGCCACUCCAAAGAGCAUUGCCAGGGUGUGACUUGUUACAUCAUAUUAAAGGGAGAAGAAGCAAAGGAAGUAUACUCCAACAGUUUGAUAUCUUUAAAUGCUGGGUUUAACAUUCUUACUUUUAUUAGGGAUUAACUGGGUAAUAUAAUAAAAAGCAAAUUUUGCAACAGGUCCAGUUACCCAUACGAUCACAUCAGAUGUUGGAGUUCACAGAAAUAAAUGCUGUAGUCUUAUUGGUUGCUAUGGGUUACUAGACCUGGUGCAAACUUUACCCCAUGCAUGUAUUUUGGGUUGCAUACAUGUGACCGCAUGGCUUUUAAACAGUAGAUUAACAGUGUAUGAUAUGAUGUUCAGGGCUAGAAUUCCUUGCUCUGAUAAUCCUCAGGGACUGAGGCUGCUACUGAAUUUCACUGACAUUGUCUUGUACUAAUCUGCUCUUUACAUAUCACAUGGCCUGGUUUAAUGCUGGCACAGAACACACUGGUGUUUGGUUCUUGUGUGAUUUCCAAUAGAACGCUAGCUAAUAUGUUACUAUAUAUGCUGUUAAAAGUGCAGUGUUCAGCAUAAAGCCUGUAAAUAGGGCCUGUAUUAGACGUCUGUUGUGCAUAUUUUCCAGAAAAAGUUUCCUUGCCUAAUAGUUAUCCUGAUUUUCAACACAAGUCUUCUUUAUACAACUUAUGCUGAACAUAUAUUGUGCUUUCUAAUGUUGCUGCCAUGGGUAUGUGCCCUCGUAUUCAUUAUGAAAGUUUUCCAGCUGGCUGCUACUCUCUUUGCUUGUCCCACCAGCACACAACAGGCAGCCUGGAAAACUAACCUUUUAUUUUUCAUCUCCACUUUUUUUAAACAUCAGAAUAACACUAAAUCUGCAACAUUACAGGGUAAAGAAAAUCUAAAGGAUGUAAAUCUCAAUGAAGUCUCUGUAUGUCAUGUAGGCCAUUGCUGAGAUCCUGCAUGGAGACUUCUUUGCUUGUGUCGAGCUGUUCACAAUGAAAGUGAUUGCUAGCUUUGGAAGAUUAAUGGCAGUUGCACCAGCCUGUGGAAAUGUUUGUUUCUGAACACUACAGCAUGAUUUCUUUUAGAUGUUAAGCUUUAGUUACAUUCUGAUGCAGAAAUGUCGACCCAGACAUGAAAGGGGAAUGGGUAGUAAUGUUGUCCUUCAAGUGAUAACGGCCAAUUAGUUUGCUUUGGGUUUGUAGAUAUGGGCAACCUUUGCCUGUGUUACUGCACCAUCCCCAAAGCUGCCCGGUCAGUCACAUGCAGGAUCCCUUCCCUUGGGGAAAUGCUCACCUUCCUAUCAGAUGCUAAAGCCCUUGCAAACCUUUAGCAAUUCCUAUGUAAAUAUAUAACACUAUGAUUUUUCUUCGAUAUGUGUCCUUUAAGAGCAAUCUAGCUUUAAUAGGCAAGCUCUUGAGUGCUGAGCAGUACUUACAUAGGGAACAGAGGAGCCCUUAUUGCAUGGCAGGAAAAUGUUACAAGGCCUCUCCCAGCUGGCAGCCAUUGUGGGUUUGCCAGAACUGCACAUCUCUGCCACAUGGCCUCACCCCACCAGUGUUUUUGUUUUAAUUAUUUUUAAAUAGCUCUUGUAAUAUAUUUUGUUGGUGUUUUUUUUCUUAUUUAAUUCUCACUGGUUUAUUGUCUGACUGUGAACUGCUAACAGUGUUACAUGUGAUGUGAAUGUGACCCAUUGAGCGAAUACAAACGUAUUUCUUUUUGUUAUUUUAAAGAAAAGAACAAAAAAAAAAAGAGAAAAGGAAGUUGCAAUAUUUUAUCGCAAAUAAACUUGAAGCCUCUG